AGGCAGGGUGGGAUGCAUGGAAGGACAGGCAGAGCAGUCUGUGGGAGCAUUGCAGGGGGCUCAGGACAGCAGCUGCUCGUCCCUUUCAGCCGCUCCCUCACCCCGCUAAGAAGCCUCUUGCCUGCACUCCCGAUAAAGGAAAGCAGUGCGUUGAGAAGCUCAGUGUGUGUGCGCGCGCAUAUGUGUUUAUGCUGCAUGUGUUGGGACAGUACCACAGUUUGCAGAGGAAGAUUAUCCCGGGCCGGACGGAGGGACUGUUUACAGUAAGCUCUUCUCGCAGCCCCCUCCUCCUCCUCCUCCUCCUCCUGCUGCACCCUCGCCGUCUGUUAGGGCUUUUAGUUAGCUGUGCACCCGGAUAGUCACUUGGUCAGUUGAGUAAGCGCGUCCAUCCGUCUGUGUGUGGUCCGGACGCUCUUCAUCCGCCAUUGUCGCCCAGGAGCAGUAGCUGCUGAAGAGGAGGAGAAAGAUGAGGAUGAAGGAGUUGUCCCUACGGCAGGAUCCGGACCUGAGGAAGGAGCUGGCCCUGCUGGCCCGCGGCUGUGACUUUGUGCUGCCCUCGCGCUUCAAGAAGAGGCUCCGUGCCUUCCAGCAGGGACAGGCCCAGGUCAAGAAAGAGGAGCCCAUUACGCCGGCGCUAAGUGAAAGCGUUCCAAAGUUCUACUUCCCUCGGGGACGGCCCAAAGCCAACCUCAACAUCGACCAUCUCAUUUCCAAGAUCGAGAAAAUAUUUUCCCAAUUCCCCAAUGAAAGGGCCACCAUUGAGGACAUGGGGAACGUUGCCAAGGCCUGCGAGUGCCCUUUCUACUGGAAGGCCCCAUUGUUCUGUGCGGCUGGAGGGGACAGGACGGGAUUCGUGUCCGUUCACAAGUUCGUCGCCAUGUGGAGAAAAACACUACAGACCUGUCACGAUGACGCAUCCAAAUUUCUGCACCUUUUGGCCAAGCCAGGCUGUAAUUACUUGGAACAAGAGGACUUUAUUCCAUUCCUGCAGGAUGUGGUGAACUCGCACGCUGGCCUGGCCUUUCUGAAGGAGGCGGCGGACUUUCACUCCCGCUACAUCACCACUGUAGUCCAAAGAAUAUUUUACGACGUCAACAGGUCUUGGACAGGCAAGAUCACCCGUUCAGAGCUCCGAAAGAGCAGCUUUCUUCAGAACGUGGCUUUGCUAGAGGAGGAAGAGGAUGUGAACCAGCUGACGGAGUACUUCUCCUACGAGCAUUUCUACGUCAUCUACUGCAAGUUCUGGGAGCUGGACUCAGACCACGACCUCUACAUCGACCAGAAAGACCUGGCACGGCACAAUGACAACGCCGUUUCCAACCGCAUGAUUGAGAGGAUAUUCUCUGGAGCAGUGACGAGGGGUCGGAAAGGCCAGAAGGAGACACGUCUGAGCUACGCUGACUUUGUGUGGUUCCUCAUCUCGGAGGAGGACAAGAGGACAGAGACCAGCAUAGAGUACUGGUUCCGCUGCAUGGAUGUGGAUGGGGACGGGGUGCUGUCCAUGUACGAGCUGCAGCACUUCUAUGAAGAGCAGUGCCAGAAGCUGGAGACCAUGGCCAUCGAGCCCCUGCCCUUCCAGGACUGCCUCUGCCAAAUGCUGGACCUGGUCAGGCCUGAAGUCGAAGGGAAAAUAACCCUCCGCGACCUGAAGAGGUGCAAGCUGUCCCACAUAUUCUUCGACACCUUCUUCAACAUAGACAAGUACCUGGACCACGAGCAGAGGGACCCUUUCUCAGUCGUGAGGGACGGAGAGACUGAGGGCCAAGAUAUUCCCGACUGGGAGAGGUACGCAGCGGAGGAGUACGACAUCCUGGUGGCGGAGGAGACUGCCAACGAUCAGUUCCACGAUGGUUACGAGGAUAUUCUGGAGCCCAUGGAGCAGCAUGGUCCAGCUGGUCUGGGUCUACAGGGGGAGAAGCGCCACUUCUUCGACAUCCCCAACCCCCACUGCAACCUGGACCUGGAGGAGUACGAGUACGAGGACGACUUUGAGUGAGCACCGUCCCACGUCACAACAGUGGAGGCAUCCUCCAUCCAAGCAGGGGCAACCAGUCCAAGCCAAAGGGAAACAAACAAACAAACAAACUAGUAAAGAAACACCCAUGCAGCAGAGCGACAAUGAGUCAACCACACGUCCUGAAACUAUGGAAGCAGGAAGUUGACAGACCAAGGGGGACAAAGAGGAGCCUGAAACGCAUAAGGGUGAACUUCACAGCAUCUACAACACACACACACACACACACACACACACACACACACACACACGCACACACUUUGUGCCGCAAUGCAAACCAUCAGGUAGAACACGUAAAUCAACAUCCUCUCUCCGCCCCCUGCCCCCCUCAACAAAUAGCUCCCAAACACAGGAGGUUCCCCACACCAGAGCCGUCACAGAGGGUGUGCUGCUCCCCCCAGCAGCCGGCACACCAAGGCUGGGCAUCUGCAGUCACGGAGCCUGUAGAGCCCCCAGCACACAGGUCUGGAGUCCCGACACUGGAGCCCAGCUCCCAGCCACAGAGAGCUGGACACUUGAAUUACUGAAUGUGCACUAAAGCAAGGAAAUGGACACAUGUUCUGUCCUCCGGUCUCCUCUCCUCUCCUCUAUCAGUCUCUCUCCAUUACUACGAAUUGGCUAAUGUAACAUUCCAGAUAUAUUAACCAAAAUAAUUUAGAACCAAACAUGCAAGUUUUACUCAGUCGGCUUCUUUCAGAUGGAGCCGUGACACUUGGGUGCCUAAAAUGAUUCUGUUCGUCAAAGGUCCUUUUUAUAGAGAAAAUGUGUAAAAUAAAAUAAUGUAUUUAUCAGCCAAGGUGAUCAGCCAUUACUGUAUCAUAGCCCUGUGUGUGCAGGCUAGGUAUAAAUUAUUAGAGGUAUUUAUAAAUAGCUGUACAUAUUUAAUUUGUGUUUGCGGUGUUGCAAAAAAUGAUUUAGCUGAAUGUUUUUAAAACAAUAAUGUUCAUGUUUUUUCUACCUGUACAAGUACUUUAAGAAUAUGUACUUUCAAUGAGGGAAAAAUGAACUUUUUUUUAAAUGUCUGUCUGUUCCAAUAAAUAAAAAAAGAUGAUGAUAAAA
This is a messenger RNA of Clupea harengus (Atlantic herring), 3073 nucleotides long. RefSeq names its product protein phosphatase 2, regulatory subunit B'', beta (gene ppp2r3b). Lineage: Eukaryota; Metazoa; Chordata; Actinopteri; Clupeiformes; Clupeidae. Gene Ontology annotation, biological process: protein dephosphorylation. The record is from RefSeq and is a predicted model, not a curated record. Gene Ontology annotation, molecular function: calcium ion binding; protein phosphatase regulator activity. Gene Ontology annotation, cellular component: protein phosphatase type 2A complex.